Molecule: messenger RNA, 2877 nt
Organism: Thamnophis elegans (Western terrestrial garter snake)
Lineage: Eukaryota; Metazoa; Chordata; Lepidosauria; Squamata; Natricidae
Gene: PCDH20
Product: protocadherin 20
Exons: 2
Coding region: 1-2877 (958 amino acids)
Biological process (GO): homophilic cell-cell adhesion
Cellular component (GO): plasma membrane
Molecular function (GO): calcium ion binding
Source: RefSeq, a predicted model, not a curated record
AUGCGCCGCCGAGGGAAUGAGACGCGGCGCAGCUGGCCCCCAGCCCUCGAGUCCAGCGGCGGGCGGCCAGGCAAGCGGAGCCGGCGGCUGGCUAUGGGGCAGCCAUCCAGCCCUGGGAGCAGAAGAGCCACCGGUCAGAGGACGCUGCCGAACGUGUUCAUUUUCCUGCUUUUCUUGGAACCUUUUAACUGCUUCGCAAGCUACAGUCGUGCCAGCGAACUCUUCUACAGCAUCAAUGAAGGACUCCCUGCUGGAUUCCUCAUUGGGAAUCUGGCCCAGGAUUUACAGCUCGUGGGGACUGCAGAAGGAGAAGGAAAGGGAGGACUGGUGAGGAAGCAGGAGACCGACCAAUGGGGGAAAAGUCCUCUUUCCUUCAGCUUUGCCUCCCAAGGACUGGGGAGCCAAUACAUCAACCUGGACAAUCAGACCGGUAUCCUGUGCACCUCAGCUCAGGAAAUUGACCGAGAAACCCUCUGCUUGGAGGAUAAUGUUGACUCCACUGUGGUCUCGUCCUCGUCGUCUUCUCCACUUCCAUCCUUGGAGUCAUGCUUGCUCUUGCUAGAUGUUCUGGUGUUGCCCCAGGAGUAUUUCCGUCUGGUCAAGGUGAAGAUUGCCAUCCAUGACAUCAAUGAUAAUGCACCUUGGUUCCCUGCGCCGCAGAUUCACCUCUCUGUGCCUGAAAAUUCGCCCAUCAAUACGCGGUUAGCUAUAGAGCAUCCCGCUGUGGACCCAGAUAUGGGGACUAACGGGGUGCAGACAUACCAGCUCCAAGAAGAUUAUGGGGUUUUUACAUUGGACGUGGAGGAGAAUGAAAGCGGAGAAAGAACACCUUAUCUUAUUGUCAUGGGGGCCCUGGACAGGGAGUCCACCGACCAAUAUGUUACUCUUAUAAUUGCAGAGGAUGGUGGAAUUCCGCCUCUGGUGGGCAGUGCCACCCUCACCAUUGGUAUCAGUGACAUUAAUGACAACUGUCCCCAGUUCAAUGAGACUCAAAUCAGUGUCACCAUCUUUGGAAACUCUAGCAUUGGCUUGCACAUCGCUUCGGUCCACGCUGUGGAUAUUGAUCACGGAAUCAAUGCCGAGAUCACCUAUUCCUACAGCCAGAAAGUUCCUUUUCUAUCCCGCACCCUCUUCCGUCUUAACGAAAGCACGGGGGUGAUUAAAUUGUUCAAGAGGAUUAACGGGGAUACACCUCUUCUGCAUCGGCUGAGUGUGUUGGCCAAUGGUCCCGGUUGCAUCCCAGCGGUGAUCACCGUGUUGGUAUCCAUUGUCAAAGUCACCAUGAGACCUCCUGAAGUCCUCCCUCGUUAUAUAGCUAACGAAGCCGAAGGGGUGGUUUACUUGAGGGAGUUGGAGCCCAUCCAUACCCCCAUUGCUUUUUUUACCAUUAAGGACCCCGAUGAAAAAUAUAAAGUCGACUGCUACUUGGAGGGGGAUGGCCCUUUCCAGUUGACCCCUUACCAACCUUAUCGCAACGAGUAUCUCUUGGAGACUACCAAGGCCUUGGAUUACGAAGUUCAGCAGUUGUACGAGAUCUCAGUGGUUGCGUGGAAUACAGAGGGGUUUCAUGUCAAUAAAAUCAUCAAAGUGCAGGUUCUGGAUGAUAACGACAACUCUCCCGUUUUCUCAGAAGCCUUGGUAGAAUUAUCGAUCGAGGAAAACAAUGCCCCCAAUGCAUUUUUGACCAAACUGCAUGCCACGGAUGCCGACAGCGGAGAACGAGGCCAAGUGUCCUACUUCCUUGGGCCCGAGGCACCUUCCUAUUUUUCCUUAGACAAAGUGACGGGGAUCCUUACCGUUUCUACCCAGCUGGACAGAGAAGAACGAGAGAAAUACCGCUACACUGUCAGAGCCGUGGAUUCUGGCAUGCCCCCGCGAGAAUCCAUCGCCACCGUGACCCUCUCUGUGUUGGAUAAAAAUGACAACAGCCCCAGAUUUAUCAACAAGGAUUUCAGUUUCUUCGUACCGGAGAAUUUCCCGGGCUUCGGGGAAAUUGGAGUUAUAAGCGUCACCGAUGCAGAUAUCGGGCAAAAUGGAUGGGUGGCCCUUUCUGUGGUCAACAGAAGUGAUAUUUUUGUGAUUGACACUGGCAAAGGUGUCUUAAGAGCCAAGGUCUCGCUAGACAGGGAACAGCAGAGCUCCUACGUCUUGUGGGUUGAAGCCGUGGAUGGGGGAGACCCCCCGUUGUCCUCGACGGCUAAAAUCACCGUCCUUUUACUAGACAUAAAUGAUAACCCCCCCUUGGUUUUGUUCCCCCAGUCUAACAUGUCUUACCUUCUAGUGCUUCCUUCUACAUUGCCUGGUUCGCCUAUCACAGAGGUCUACGCUAUCGACAACGACACCGGCAUGAAUGCCGUCAUCGCCUACAGCAUUAUCGGGAGAAGAGGCCCUCGGCCAGAGUCCUUCAAGAUCGACCCCAAAACGGGCAACAUCACCUUGGAAGAGUCGCUCAUGCAGAACGACUACGGCCUGCAUCGCCUCCUGGUGAAAGUUAGCGACCACGGCUAUCCGGAGCCUCUGCAUUCCACCGUCAUGGUGAACCUCUUCGUCAACGACACCGUGAGCAACGAGAGCUACAUCGAGAGCCUUCUGAGGAGAGAGUCCGACAUCAACAUUGAGGAGAAGGAACCCCAAAUCUCCAUAGAGCCCACCCACAGGAGAGCAGAGGCCGUAUCCUGCAUGCCUACUCUGGUGACCCUCUCCAUCAUCAGCUUGAGUUCCAUCAGCCUGGUGACAGGCAUGGGGAUUUAUAUUUGCCUCAGGAAGGGGAAAAAAUACCACAGAGGGGACGAGGGUUUGGAAGUUCAAAUCCCAUUAAAUGGGAGAAUUGACCUGCAUCGGCUGGAGAAGAAACCGGUGGAAAUUUCCAAUAUCUGA